GGAUCCUCAAGGCUUGCCAUAGUUGCAGAAGAGAGAGUAGCUCUUUCUGCAACUGCCACGUAUCACUUCUAAGUAUAAUAAGGCAAUGAAAAUGAAAAGCAUUUAUUUUGUUGCUGGUCUCCUUUUAAUGAUAGUUCAAGGCAGCUGGCAAAAUCCUCUUCAGGAUACAGAGGAGAAAUCAAGAUCAUUCAAAGCUUCCCAUUCUGAACCAAUAGAGGAAUCUAGACAGCUGAAUGAAGUGAAACGUCACUCACAAGGCACAUUCACCAGUGAUUACACCAAGUACCUGGACACCAGACGAGCUCAGGACUUUGUGCAAUGGUUAAUGAGCACUAAAAGAAAUGGCCAACAAGCACAGGAGGACAAAGAAAAUAACAAAGUCCCUGACCAGCUCUCAAGCAAUGCAAUCUCCAAGCGCCACGCUGAAUUUGAGAGACACGCAGAAGGCACCUACACCAGUGACAUCACCUCUUAUUUGGAAGGUCAAGCUGCCAAGGAGUUCAUUGCUUGGUUAGUGAAUGGACGAGGAAGAAGAGAUUUCCCAGAAAAAGCUCUUGUGGCUGAAGAAAUGGGCCGAAGACAUGCAGAUGGCACUUUCACGAGUGAUAUCAACAAAGUCCUUGAUGACAUGGCUGCCAAAGAGUUCCUAAAAUGGCUAAUUAACACAAAAGUUACCCAAAGAGACCUUUUGGAAGAAUACCAGUAAAAAUGAAGAAUGAAAUGGGAUAAAUGAAGAUCUUAAUUUCAUCAACUGCCAGUUAUUAAGAGAUUUUGAAAUCUGUAUUCUGUCAUUUACAUUUGUUGUAACAAAGCUAUGUCACCUUGCAUGCCAGGAAAUAAUUGUACUAUAGUUUAGUGUUGCCAAAGGUUUAUAUAUGGAAAACCUGUUGUCUAAGGGAUGGUUUUCUUAACAGCUUUAAGACUGUGAAAGUUCGAUAACUUCACGUUUUCCAUUUAUUAGAACUAAAGUAACUCCAUUUAUAUUUAAGGAUAAAAU
This is a messenger RNA of Vidua macroura (Pin-tailed whydah), 997 nucleotides long. It is a transcript of the gene GCG, whose product is annotated as glucagon. Gene Ontology annotation, molecular function: hormone activity; glucagon receptor binding. Gene Ontology annotation, cellular component: extracellular region. Gene Ontology annotation, biological process: negative regulation of apoptotic process; adenylate cyclase-modulating G protein-coupled receptor signaling pathway; positive regulation of insulin secretion involved in cellular response to glucose stimulus. NCBI's taxonomy places the organism in Eukaryota, Metazoa, Chordata, Aves, Passeriformes, Viduidae. The transcript is spliced from 7 exons. The coding region runs from base 86 to 706 and encodes 206 amino acids. The record is from RefSeq and is a predicted model, not a curated record.